Molecule: messenger RNA, 458 nt
Organism: Cantharellus anzutake
Lineage: Eukaryota; Fungi; Basidiomycota; Agaricomycetes; Cantharellales; Hydnaceae
Exons: 2
Source: RefSeq, a predicted model, not a curated record
GGCGACGGGAGGGUAGAUGCAUGUGAGCUUGCACUGCUCGGAUCAACGACGUCAUUUGAGGCAAAUAGGCAAGUACCUUCGCGCCUGAAAAACACGUGGGACACCCCCUGAAUAUUGAUGUCCAUUCCGGAUGCAUCCCAAGAUGUGGCAACUAUACUUCUUGACGAACUAACGAAGGUAGACCCGCGCAACCUUACCGACUUGGUUAACGUCGAUCUCGACCUCAAUCGCAGAAAGAGUUGGGGAGGCUUUGGUGAUGUGUAUGUGGGCGAAUAUCGCGGUUCCAACGUCUGUGUGAAGGUGUUGAGAGAGGUCCCUGUCAUCAGCACAGACUGGGUUGGGAAGUUCGUUCGGGUCCGUAUCAUUUCCCUCACAGGCUGUGUGUUCCCUUGCCUGGCUAGAGCCGUUUUUCGUUCAGCGACUCAGACGAGAGGUUAAGAUUUGGCAUGACUUGCGAC